Mycetomoellerius zeteki is the source of this 2364-nucleotide messenger RNA. Its product is annotated as serine/threonine-protein kinase VRK1. The record is from RefSeq and is a predicted model, not a curated record. Gene Ontology annotation, molecular function: protein kinase activity; ATP binding. Bases 371 to 2029 code for a protein of 552 amino acids. NCBI's taxonomy places the organism in Eukaryota, Metazoa, Arthropoda, Insecta, Hymenoptera, Formicidae. Gene Ontology annotation, biological process: protein phosphorylation. The transcript is spliced from 10 exons.
CACGCAUCUAUCGAACGUACGCGGCAACGUUACGUUAGACGUUGCGGGACCGCAGCACGUACUGUGGUACCACUUUGUAACAUACAAUCGGGACGAUCUGCGAUUUCACUCUUUAGGCCUUCCUUCCUUUGUGCGUGGCGAAUCUUAUAUUACGCAGACAUUCGUCUCCGAGGAAAAGUUGCCGGUUGCUCGCACUCUGUGCACGAUAUCUCGAUUAAUUUUCAACGACGACAUACGCUCGUAUUUCGCUGUAUUACACCAGACUAUCGUUCGAGAUCCCUUCGUGACUAACCUUGCGGAAUGCACUUGGCGUCCAGCGAGACAUAAUUGCGAGUCUCUCAUUGUCAUCGAGACGUUCUUGCUCGAUAGGAUGCCGCCAAGACGAGCAGAAGAUGUGCCUAUGAAGAGAAUGGCAGCUGCAGGUUGUAAAUUACCAGCGCAACUGCCAGCAGGAGAAAUCUUGACGGAUAUUACACAGAAUAAAUGGAGAUUAGGGAAUACCAUUGGAUAUGGUGGUUUUGGAGACAUAUAUCUCGCCUCUAAUGACAUUACAUCACCUGUUGGUCAAGAUGCAAAGUAUGUUGUAAAGAUUGAACCUCAUAAUAAUGGGCCAUUAUUUGUCGAAAUGAAUUUUUAUAUAAGAGCAGCACGGAAGCACAUGAUCAAAAGUUGGUGCGAAUCUCAGGGAAAGAAAAGAAUUGGUGUACCUACAUAUGAAGGAUCAGGAUCUCAUUUUUACGGAGGUCAACGAUACAGGUUUUUAGUAAUACCUCGUUAUGGCGUGGAUAUCGGAAAAUUAUUUCUGUCGCAUAGAAAGAAAUUACCAACAAGACUUGUUAAUACGUUAGCUGUACAAAUGCUUGAUGCAUUGGAAUAUAUUCACAGUAAAGGAUAUGCUCAUGCAGAUAUUAAGGGACCAAAUAUCUUGUUAUCAUAUGGGAACGAAAUAGGAAAGGAAAAGUCGAUGGCGUACUUAGUGGAUUACGGAUUGGCAUAUCGUUUCCGUACAGGAACUGGUGAACAUAAACCAUUUGUACAUGAUGAGAGAAGAGCUCACGAGGGUACUUUAGAAUUUACAUCGCGGGACGCUCAUCAUGGAACACAUUCAAGGAGAGGAGACUUAGAGACUUUAGGUUAUAACAUUAUACAAUGGUUGUGUGGAAAGCUACCUUGGGAGAAAGGUAGUGAUGAGAUAGGUUUUACUAUGAAUCCCGAAGAAGUUCAUCAACAAAAAGAGAUUCUUUUAUCAGACUUACCUCUAUUUAUGGACAAGUGCUUUCCUGACAAGAAAAAACCACCAGCUGCGAUCAUGAAAUAUAUGAAGUGCAUUACCGAACUAGAAUUUGAGACCAAGCCCAACUAUUCCUAUUUACGGAAUUUAUUUCUACGUAGUGGCAGUCAAGAUGGCAAUAUUCCCAUAUGUCUCUAUAACAUGAAAGAGUCAAAUGAAAAUCUUACAAGCUCUAUAUUUUUUGAGCGUCCAUAUUUAAGAGAAAGAAAACCUUGUAGACCUGUAAACGGCGAGAUACGAAUAACACGAAAUACCCAGCCUAAGCAACCAGUUCAGAAAAAAGAAUUUAGUUGGGAAGCAGUAUUAGCAUUACAUCCAGAUAAACUUGCAAAAAUCAGUACUCAAUUGCCACCUUCACCUCUCACACCGCCUCUUACACCACCAUCGUCCACAUCUCCGCGGCCACCAUCUCUGCCGACGUACGCAAUGUUAGAAGUACUUCGUAAAAUGAAGGAGAGGCAAUCAUUUUCAUUUAGGCAUAAAGCAAUACCGAAAUCAUCGGAUAAUGAACUCAAACCAAAAUGGAUGACACCCGCAAUGGAAGAAGUUGCGCGAUUAAGAAAAAAAAUCACUGAGACGUCCAUUUCUGUAUCCGACUCCCAAAAUAGUCCACGCGUGACACGUUCACGUGUGGCAAAGAGACAACGAUCUGGUGCUCAGCAGCAACAUAAAGAAAUAAAGGAUGAUUCGACCAAUAGCAAGGUUACACAUAAAAGAAGGAAAGUUUCAUCUUCUUAAAGAAAGUUGGGUCCUAUUAAGAAACACGGUAGUGUCUCGCGCCAAGUAUAUUGCGCCCGUAUUGGGCGCAGGAGAUACUACAAUGCAUCUUUACUCGAACGUCAAAUUGACCGAAAUUAGUAUUACAAAGACCUCUGACAAUGAUGAUCGGCAUUCACAGCAAACAUUAAGUAUUAUUUGAUAAAAUCUCAUCCAUUAAUGAUGUUAUAGACACACAUCGCGCCAAUUUAUUUAAGACUGCUUCAUUAUUGUAUUAUUUGCUCUUUGAUAACUUUAUCUGGUACAUAUAGGAUUUCUAAAUAGUUGUAUAGCGAACAAAAUAGUGGUGAUUAAUG